UCAGGUUCGUCAGGUCGAUCGAGCUAUUAUAAACGUGCACGUGGCGGUUCGGGCGGUGCAAGACGUGGACGUCGAGGAGGUGCUCGCAAUUCAAAAAGCCCUGCUGCUGCAGCCUCGUCAAUAAAUUCGAGACUGUUUCCGAGCUGUUGA
Molecule: messenger RNA, 150 nt
Organism: Anisakis simplex (herring worm)
Lineage: Eukaryota; Metazoa; Nematoda; Chromadorea; Rhabditida; Anisakidae
Source: the annotation of a GenBank genome assembly